UUCUACACGUUACUAACGUGUCUUGUGAACAUGGUCUGUAAUAAUAAUAAAAUAAUAUUUCAAUAACAUUAUCGUUUCAUUAGACGAUCGCACGAUCUGCUCAGUGCAAAUUUGUGAUCGAACAGUCAACAACUAUGUCGGCGUGUCGACUAUCUGUCGUCUUUUGCGUAUGCUUUGGACUAACGGUCUUAUCCGUCUAUGGUGCAGUACCAUUGGAUGAUAUCGUAUUUCCCGAGUCACUGGAUUCGCGAUAUCAACAUUCAUCAAGUGUAGAUUAUAAUAAACCGUCGUUUCCCAGAAGAACUACAAGACAAGGAAAUCGUCGUCCAAGACCACCGACGCCUAACAGGGAAGAUCCAUUUGGAGGGCUCGAUCCACAAACAAACAACCAAGGUGGAAACCAAGGCCAAUGGGGUAACGUAGGUAAUCAAAGGCCAAAUCAACAACAGGGCUUUAAUAAUAGACCAUCUGGUCAAAGCCAAUGGGGUACCAACGGUAAUAAUCCUGGACAAAACCAAUGGGGUACCAAUGGUAAUAACCCGGGACAAAACCAAUGGGGUACCAAUGGUAAUAACCCGGGACAAAACCAAUGGGGUACCAAUGGUAAUAACCCGGGACAAAACCAAUGGGGUACCAAUGGUAAUAAUCCUGGACAAAACCAAUGGGGUACCAACGGUAAUAACCCUGCACAAAACCAAUGGGGUACUAACGGUAACAACCCUGCACAAAACCAAUGGGGUACCAACGGUAAUAACCCUGCACAAAACCAGUGGGGUACCAACGGUAAUAACCCUGGGUCAAACCCAGUUCAAACUAGCACGACUGCAACGAACAGUGAACAGGAAAGCGAAGCUCAGCGCAACACAUGCAAUACGAGCUGUAGAGAAAAGAUUACAAACGAAUACAAUCCUGUAUGUGGAAGUGAUUCUCAAACAUACCAAAAUAGAAGAUUUUUAGAUUGUGUCGCCAACUGUGGUAUACCCACCGAAUUCAGUUACAUUGGUACUUGCGUGACGACAACUGAACGCAUCAAUCGCGCUCUAUGAAAUUUCAAGAGUUCACUGCUGUUUUAAUACCUAUUAAUAGAUAAAUAAAUGAUUAUUAUAUAAAUAUAAAUUUAAUUUUAAGAUCAUUUUUGUACGAUAAACGUAAUAGAUACAAUGUAAUAUGUUAUAUAUAUUUUGACAAAAUGAUAACGACUGUUUUACACAAAAUAUAUUAUAUAAAUUACCAA
Messenger RNA from Aphis gossypii (cotton aphid), 1234 nucleotides. Its product is annotated as bifunctional endo-1,4-beta-xylanase XylA. Lineage: Eukaryota; Metazoa; Arthropoda; Insecta; Hemiptera; Aphididae. Bases 135 to 1046 code for a protein of 303 amino acids. The record is from RefSeq and is a predicted model, not a curated record. The transcript is spliced from 3 exons. Gene Ontology annotation, molecular function: protein binding.